AUGAGUGCUGAAUCUGAGAAUAAGCUAUUUGUUACAGAAGAGGAAGACGUGACUCCUGAACCUUCCAUUGCUGGUGGUCAAGUGGAUGCAGAAGGUGAUAUUGAUCUGCAAGGUAAUAGUAAUGGUAAUGAUGAAAAUGAUGACGAUGAUGUUAUUCAAGAAAUUCCGUUAAACCUAGCUGGCCAAAAUGAGAUCUUACACAUUUUUCAGUAUGCUAAUAAGCCAAAGAAGAUCGGCAGGCGGGCUGCAGAACAUCCAUUUAUAACCGGUGCUAGAUACAAGGGUACAUCAUCUGUAUGGGAAUUGGAUAUCCCCCUAGAUGAGACUGCAUUUUACAAUAAGGAUAAAAAUGAAGGUGAAUGGAAAGAUGCCAAUACUCAGACUUUGAGAGGUGUUGGUGUGGGAAGUGAAGGACAAUAUGCAGGUUUCGUUGCUGAUGGUCAAGUUUACUUAACACCGGUAGAACGAAUUGCACAACUACGACCACAUUUCAAAUACAUCGACGAAGUUGGCCAACAACGAAAGCAAGAUGAUUCCAAGAAUAAUGUGACACCCGCUAGUCAAAAGGCUCAAGUAGUUACUAUGUCGGUGAGAAGUGUUAACGAUCCAAUACAAAGUAGGUUAGCAGGAUCUCUUCUGGCACAUAAAGUGGAGGAAGAAGAAGAAUUCGUUGACUUGACAUGGGUUGAAGAUGCAUUCGAACAGUUUAAAGAAUCCAUGAUCGCAGAUUCAUCUAACCAUGAACUGAAACCAAUCGGUGACGAACAUGACUACUUAGAGAAUUUACUUUGA
This is a messenger RNA of Zygosaccharomyces rouxii, 792 nucleotides long. It is a transcript of the gene RPC37, whose product is annotated as DNA-directed RNA polymerase III subunit C37. Gene Ontology annotation, cellular component: RNA polymerase III complex; nucleus. The transcript has a single exon. The record is from RefSeq and is a predicted model, not a curated record. NCBI's taxonomy places the organism in Eukaryota, Fungi, Ascomycota, Saccharomycetes, Saccharomycetales, Saccharomycetaceae. The coding region runs from base 1 to 792 and encodes 263 amino acids. Gene Ontology annotation, biological process: DNA-templated transcription.